Molecule: messenger RNA, 3808 nt
Organism: Cynoglossus semilaevis (tongue sole)
Lineage: Eukaryota; Metazoa; Chordata; Actinopteri; Pleuronectiformes; Cynoglossidae
Gene: ppfibp2a
Product: PPFIA binding protein 2a
Exons: 22
Biological process (GO): neuromuscular junction development
Cellular component (GO): presynaptic active zone
Molecular function (GO): protein binding
Source: RefSeq, a predicted model, not a curated record
AAAGUUUUUUCUCCCCCGGUGCCCCUUUAGGAAGCCUCACAUAAUCAGCUUCGGUUCGAGGUACUUUAGAGAGAGCAGGGUUGAGGGUAGAGGCAGUCACAGAGAGAGAGAGGUCCAGCAGAAAGAACAGGGGAGUCAAGAGGUGCAGAAAAACACGCAGAGUUGUGGUAAAUAUUAAAGAAGUUUGUGCUUGAGAAAAAAUGGGAGUCCAGCCAACUGGCAUAGUCUAAGUUCUCCAGCUAAGCUCUAAAAAGUCGGAGACAGCCCAGACUUCAACCCACACGGACUCGAGUCUCCUCUGAACACUGUCGGCUGCAGUAUGGCUUCUCUGUAGGGGAGCUGCAUUCAGGGAGACGGUGUCUUUUGGACAUCUUAUCGCCAUCUGUGGGACCUUAAUUGCACAGGCUCCACAGUGCUGCUGGUUUGCAAAUAUUAAGACUCAUAGCUGCUGUACAAUGGCCUGGCACCAUGGAGUGUGAGAUUGAUUUCUACAAACAUUUUGCCUGGCUCAGAAAGGUAAAUCGUCAUCCUAACAGCAACAGUGACUCCUACCAGGAACGUUUGUCACGGCUGGAGGGAGACAAGGAGUCGCUCGUUCUGCAGGUGAGUGUGCUGACAGACCAGGUGGAAGCUCAAGGCUCCAAAAUCAGUGACCUGGAAAGUUCCCUGGUGGAGUAUCAGCAGAAACUCAACAGCACAGAGGAGAUGCUGCAGCAGGAACUCCUGCAUAGGACGUCACUGGAGGGUCAGAAGCUGAGUCUUAUGGGGGAGGUGUCCUACCUGAAACUCAAACUGGCCGACAUGGAGGGAAAACAGCAGAGCAACGGAGCCGAACGACAGCACAAAGCAGAGACCGUGGUUAAUUUCAUUAGUGAACUGCAGGAGCAGAUGUGUAGGUUUCAGGAGGAGAUCAAUAGCAAGAUCCAGGGGAAACAGGCCUCCGAGGUGCCGCCUGACGGCAGCUCCUCUGCAGUCGGCUGCCCUGAACCCACAGAGGAUCAGCUGCCCUCCAAACCUGGACCAUCCUGUGACAGAACCUCGGCGGUUUGUCUCGAAGGAGCUCAAGAUGGUCCUAAUGGAAGCACAGACGUCCUGGAGGAGGGCAGCUCAGAGGCAGAGCAGCAGCUCCACGGUGUUUUACUGAAGGAGCUCCGUAUUCUAAAGGAGAAAGUGGAACAUCUGGAGGAGCAGAAGCUGCAGUACGAGAAGAAACUAAAAGCAACAAAGGCAGAGAUCAUCGGCCUUCAGCAGCUUCUGCUCACCAAGAACGCAGAGAUCGAGAGCCUGCACACACAGCUGUUGACCAGACCCUGUCUGUCCACCGAGAGCUCGGAGAGAGACCAGGAACUGCAGAGGCUGAGACUUGGAAUGAAGACUCUGCUCGCAGCCAACAGUGAAAAGGACCGAAGGAUUGAAGAACUGACUCUGCUCCUAAACCAGUGCAGACAAUUCCGAGAGGUCGCUCAAUCCACGAGGCUAGCACCCUCUGCUGGCCGUUCACUACCGAAUGGGAGAACCCCUUCAAGUAGCAGUGAGGAAGAAGAGCAGAGUUUGCACAAAAGUAAUGAUUCGGGGAGUGCAAAUUCUGAGGAUCAGAAAUCUGAGGUUUCCACAAUCAGCUCUUCGUCCCAUCAAGCAUCUGUUGGAUCAGGUCACAAAGACACCGACUACAGAGGAGACUCGCAGACACUGUCCAGUAGUCUGAGUGACUUAACAAACGGACCUUUGACAAAGAACGGUCUCAGUGGCAUGAAAAGUCAGACGAUGCCUGUCAAGUCCUCACUGUCUGAGCAAAGUGAAUUUGCAGAGAGCAGCAGCAGCAGUGAAGCCCAGAGUCAGAAAUCUCCAGAUGGGAGUGAAGAUGGAGACUCCAGUCAAAGAAAGUCAGAGAGAGCUGAUGACAGCACUUCAAGCAACAAUUCCCCCAUUCAUUCAGGAGCAGCUCCACAGACCGGCCAACGAGUGGUGGGCUCACCAGAAUACAUGAAGAAUAACAGGAGCUUCAAGAGACUCUGGGGGAAACUUCGGAGGACCCAGUCUGGAGGACUCCAGUCGGCUGAUCCGGAUGGAGGUCCUUUUAAAAGAGGUGGUCUGAGAGCCACAGCUGGACCCAGACUGACCAGGACUCCAGAAUCUUACGAUUCGACGCGUGACAUGAAUAUUCCAUUCAGCCAGUGGACCAAGGAGCAGGUGUGUGGCUGGCUGGAGGACUACGGGCUGGGCCACUAUGUCAGUCUGAGCAGACAGUGGGUCGAGAGUGGACAAACCCUGCUGUCGGCUUCACCUCAGGAGAUCGAAAAGGAGAUGGGUGUGAAGAAUCCUCUGCACAGGAAAAAGCUGCAGCUGGCCUUGAAAGCCUUCACCACCAAAGUCGUAGAGAAAUCUUCAGAGCUGGACCACAUCUGGGUCACCAGAUGGCUGGACGACAUCGGUCUGCCUCAGUAUAAGGAUCAAUUCCACGAGGCCCGAGUGGACGGUCGGAUGAUACAGUACCUCACAGUGAAUGACCUGUUGACUCUAAAGGUCACCAGCCAGCUGCAUCAUCUCAGUAUCAAAUGUGCGAUCCACGUCCUCCACGCCAACAAGUUCAACCCUCACUGUCUGAGACGGAGGAGGAGGUGACUCAGGGGCGGCGGGAAACAGCCAAGUCCAUCAGAGGUGGUGCAGUGGUCAAACCACCGUGUUAUGGAGUGGCUUCGAGUAGUGGAUCUGGCAGAGUACGCUCCUAAUCUACGAGGCAGCGGAGUUCACGGGGGUCUAGUUAUUUUAGAACCACGCUUCACCUCAGAAACUUUAGCCCUGCUGCUAAAUAUUCCUCCCCAGAAGACUUUGCUUCGUCGCCAUCUGGCCACAGCGUUUUCAGCCCUGGUGGGAACUCAGGCCACGCAGGAGAAGAGGGAGUACGGCAACGCCACAGGCCACGUUCCACUCACAACUACUGCUAAAGUGAAGCCAAAGAAAUUGGGCUUCACCCAAUUCAGCCACCUGAGGAAGAGGAAACCUGAUGAAUCGGCGGAUUAUAUUUGCCCCAUUGACAGCGGAGGCCUGACGGUGAACGGGGUUUCCAGAAUGCCCUCCGCAGCACUCAGGGGCCUCAGUCCCAGCCUGGAAAGACAGGCCGAGAAACGGGAGUCGACCGCACCCAACGGCGAGGCGGACGGCUCCAAACAAUGACUCACAAACUAACACGUACUCGGUGUGACGUCCCGUCCGUCGCCACCAACUUUGAACAUCAAUGGCUGUUGAUCAGACAAAAACUUCAAUUUAAAUCAACGUGCGUCCUAGCCAUCGUUUACUGAGAGACUGUUGCUAAGUCGUUGCUAACCGUUGGCCUUGAUGAAGAACGAGAACUUUGUGUUAAUAAAAAGCUGCUCUCUGCAUUCCUUAUACAGCCGGAUUCCGAAGCUUUCACUUUUGACUCCAGUCGAUCAGUUGUACCAAUCAGUGGUUCUGUCUGUAUCUCAUCAGGUUCUGUAGGGUGAGGUUAGCCACCAUUUUGUUUUGUCAAAUAUGUACGUAGUACUUACGCCACCAAACACAUGCAGUACUGUCAUUUCUGAGCUUGUUAAUUGAUGGUACUCAAUUUGUACUGUUUUGCACCUUUAAGCACAGUAUGGUUUAUUGUCCUAUUAGAAAACAGCGCUCCUUUAAAGUUGACGAUAAUGCAAUAAACAUUGGUUUGACUGUUGACUUUGAUGGAACUUUUCUAAAGCUUUAAAGAUGAAAAACUGCUGCAAAGUUGAAUUUCUGAAAAUAUUAGUAGAAUGUGCUUUUUUAAAUAUUGAAUAAACUGCAUUUUUAACUGACU